Messenger RNA from Acanthaster planci (crown-of-thorns starfish), 2392 nucleotides. Its product is annotated as carboxypeptidase B-like. Gene Ontology annotation, molecular function: metallocarboxypeptidase activity; zinc ion binding. Gene Ontology annotation, biological process: proteolysis. Lineage: Eukaryota; Metazoa; Echinodermata; Asteroidea; Valvatida; Acanthasteridae. The record is from RefSeq and is a predicted model, not a curated record.
CAUGAUGCCUUGUGCAUUACAUGUAUGUAAUUUUUUUUCGCCCCACACUAAAGCUGUCCUGUUUCUUUGCCAUGCGGUAGUGGGCGGCCUGGCCGAAUGACGCGUUUGCUGAAUGAGCUAAUUCAAAUUUUACUCGCGUUAGAAUGAUAUCACUGUCGAAACAAAAAAACGGAUUAACAAUGCACCUUUAAAAUGCGGAGAUGGAACAACUUUUCGGACAUUGAUCAUUAUCAACGGUUUGCAGCACUCUUGCCCCGAGAGUUUCAAAUUAGCUUCAAGAUGAUGAAAAUUAUUCUCUGUUUCUGUGCUGUUGUUUCAUGCUGCGUAGCAGUCCGAUACGAUGGGUAUCAGACUUGGCGUGUACAACCACGCGACUCCAAUGAAAUUGAAUGGCUCAAUUCCUUGAAAGAUAGACUGGUCGACAAGCUUGACUUCUGGCAGAACUCUGGCCGUCUGGAUCGCCCCGUGGAUGUGAUGGUACCACCCACUGCCCUUUCCUACAUGAAGGAAGCCCUGAUGAGCCGUGGCCUUUCCUACGACGUCAUGAUUGCUGACGUCCAAGCUCUUUCUGAUUCGCAGAUAAAGCAUGACGUCACCACCAGCGCCAUGUCGUUUAACUAUAAUGUCUAUCACACGUACGACGAGAUCCAACAAUGGGUUUUUGACUUCACGACUGAGCACAACAGCAUUGUGGAACAAUUUCAGAUUGCAACUUCAUUUGAAGGUCGCGCCAUCAAUGCUAUCAAGAUGGGUUCUACUGGACUGAACAAGCCCGCCAUCUACUGGCAAGGAGGCAUUCAUGCACGGGAAUGGAUCUCACCAGCAACGGUCAUGUACAUCGCUAAGAUGCUUGCGGAAGGAUAUGGGUCAGACAGCACCGUGACGAGGAUGUUGGACACUUUCGAUAUCUAUAUCGUUCCCCUGUUGAAUGCUGAUGGCUACGUAUACACAUGGACAAACGAUCGUUUGUGGCGUAAGACUCGCUCCAAGUUUGGUGUACAAGUGUGUGUCGGCACAGAUCCCAACAGAAAUUACGACUACCAGUGGGCAGGUCAGGGGGCAAGCUCUGGUAAGUGUCAGGACACCUAUCAUGGACCGUUCGCUCAUUCAGAGCCUGAAAUAGCCAGCACCACGUCUUACCUGCUGGAACGUGCCCAAAGGCAGAAGUUCGUCAGUUUCAUCGAUUUCCACGCCUACUCACAGCUCUUCCUUUCCCCCUGGUCAUACUCUCAGUUUGCAGCCUUGCCAGUGGAGAGCGCAGACCAUAACACAGCUUCAGUCAAAACUGUAAACGCCCUGAAGUCUUUGUACGGUACAGAAUACACGUAUGGACCCUCUGCACGCACACUAUAUGCCGCGUCGGGGUGUAGUGUGGACUGGGGCUUUGGCGUGUUGGGUGCUAAGUACUCCUACGUGAUAGAGCUGCGAGACACCGGGAGAUAUGGCUUCUUGCUCCCAGCUUCACAGAUCGAGGAGUCUGGUCUGGAGACCUUCGAGGCCAUGAAAGCCUUUGGAGAACACCUGCUGAGCGAGUUCGCUUAGGUCCUCAUUAAAUCACAGGCCAAGUUCCAAUGAUAAAUAAAAUUGCCAUUGAUCUCUCCGGAAAUCUUUUUCGUGCUAUCAAUGAAUUAUGCAUGCCUGACAUGCCCUGGAACUGUCUACAGGACGAGCUGAUGAAAACGUUAAUCAAAGACGUUAAAUAAAUGCGUACAUUUGGAAAAUUUGAGAACAUACGUAGUAGGACCAUAAGCCUCGGUCAUCAUGACUAAAUAGCAUGUCUUGGUUAUAAAACCAACAAGGCCCUGGUAAAAGAUUUUUUUUGUUUUAGUUUACGCCACUUUUACCAAAACUGGUUUGAAGUCCAACUUGGGCCUCACGUUAAAUCAGUUGUAAACGUUAUACCUCGGUAGGCACUAGCUCGGGCUUUACAGGCUAGGGCGUAUAACCAGGGUUAUUUUGUCCGGGGGGCACCCUGGGGUGCACACAUUUCCUUCAAGGGGGCACCAAAAGACAAUGAGCUGCAGCAGAGGUUGUGUAUGGAUUUCAAAUGGGGGGGGGGCACCCGGGGGCCACGAGCAUUCGGCCCCCUCCCUGUAGUUACGCCACCGUUUAAGUGGAAGUCUUUACCAAGCACUUCAUACAAUCAAUCGUAUUGUUUUGCAUAGAAGUUGUAUAAGUUGUAGGAAUACGUAUAACUUUUUAAUAAAAAAUGGAAACAUUGUUAGCCUGACCGAUACCCUCCUUAUGGAUUUCUGCUUUGGUGUAAUGCUGUCACCAUGACAACAGAUAAUUCUAUUUGUCCCAAAUAUUCCUCAACACGUUUGACAACACAAAAUUGUCUCUGUAUUGGCAGUGUCAUAUUAAUAAACGACUAAGAGAUGGAGCAGCCUGA